Messenger RNA from Pristis pectinata (smalltooth sawfish), 5880 nucleotides. RefSeq names its product tapasin-related protein-like. The record is from RefSeq and is a predicted model, not a curated record. The coding region runs from base 255 to 1553 and encodes 432 amino acids. Lineage: Eukaryota; Metazoa; Chordata; Chondrichthyes; Rhinopristiformes; Pristidae. The transcript has 8 exons.
UCCCCCUCCUGCCUCCAACCCGUCUCACCUCCAUCUCCCCUUGUACUGCCGCUGCCGGUAUCAGCUUGCUCCCCCCACCACCCCUCCCGCAUCCCCUGCCUCCGUUGACAGGGGUCUGUAAUUCUCCAUUCCCAGUAACAAUCUCGAAACCAAUGUUCCUUCGCUAAGGAUUCACCGGAAACCCGACUGAGUCAGACUUGAGAAACCGAAAGUGAAAUGAAACCUUUAGUUAAUGGCAGAUUACACGAUAGUUCAUGAUGUUGUUUCGGCACCUUUACAUUCUCGUUAUUGGAAUUGCACUGGCCCAGAAUGGACACACUCUUCCAAACAGAAAGCUGGAUUGCACCUUUCGAGAAGAGAAGCAAGAUGAUGGAACUCCUGUGUUAGGGCACACAACUGUCACGAGGAAGGCAUUGCUGCUGUUUGGUGAUAUCGAUACAGAUGAGGAAGCAAUUCGUUUUAAAGUUAAAGAUUCUUCUUUAGACAUAUUCCAUUACGUGGGCACGAAACCUGACGAUUUGGAAUGUGAAAUUAGCCGAUAUUCCACGCACGGAUUCCACGUUCCCUGGCCACACCAGGGUGCGGAGCUCACUGAGAACAAAUGGUUCACUGUGACUAUAAAGAACAGACAUGGCAAAUUCACUACAACUAGCUUCAUGAGGAAACUAAAAGCAUCUAAUCUUGAGGUGAAUGAGAAGAGUGAAGCACCAACUGAUGAUGAAGAUUCACCCAUUGGAAACACCGAUACUCUGUUAGUUCAAGUGAAUUAUAUCAUCCACACAAGUACACCAUUGAUCAGAACCAAACUGAAGCAAGACCUAGUUUUGGACUGUGGCUACAAGAUUGAUCACAGUACCGAUGUUAACAUUGACUGGAGAUAUCAAUACAAGGGGGUCAAGAAGAAAUUGUUUUCCUACAAUGGACGGAACCAGCAGGUUGAACACAUCGAGAAGGGAGUUGGAGCAUUCUUGGACCAGAUCAAGAAUGGGAAUGCGUCCCUCCGCAUAAGAAAUGUUGAUAUUAACAAUGAAGGAUCCUACACCUGUUUGGUAUAUGUCCCUCCUCUCUUCGGUACACACACCAUCAACCUGGAGAUUAUGGAGCCUCCCAAGGUUUCCUUGAACCAUGAUUCACUUUCCCUGAAGGAAGGGGACGAGCAGAAGCUGGCAUGUGACGCAGAGAUGUAUUACCCACUUGAUGUGACGAUGAAGUGGCAGCGCCAGCAGGGCCGGGAGCACCUCCUGCCCGUCUACCUCACCAAUACUGUCUUUUCAUCCCACAAGCCGAACAAAGAUGGCACCUUCAAUGUGACAAGUUACUUCAGGUUCACAGCCUCCCUCAGGGACGACGGUGCCACGUUCAUUUGCCAAGUUGGUCAUAUCAGCUUGGAGAAGGCAAUUAAACGUUACGUCCAUGUGAAUGUGGAAGCACGAUCUCAGAUACUACUGUACAUCUUAAUUUUAAUAUUGUCCCUAUUCUUCUGCGCUGUUCUGAUCAUCCUGCUAAUUCACUUGAGUAAAGUUAUGGAUAAAAACAAGAAGAAGCCAUACUGAGCACAGGAAACGGCACUUCAGGGAAUGAUGCAGCUGCUAAGGAGAGAAAGAAUCCGUGUAAAUGCAGAGAUCCUUCGCGUCCUUGGAACCUCCUAACGUGCUUCACAGCCGUUGGACUGCUUAAAACUAAUGGCUGUAGUGCUUGCACACAGCAGGAACCCACAAAGAGCAAAGGAGGUAAAUCAUCUGGUUAUUUACUUGCCGAGGGAGGAAUGUUGACCAGGACAUCAAAGCCACUCAUCGGCCCUCUUCCCAUAGGGUGUGUCUCAUCCACUUGAACCCCAGGAAGUGGAAAGUAGAGACUCAACUUAAAGUUCCAUCAGGAAGGCACAACCACUAAUAAUCAGUGUUCUUUCAGCUUUUGAGUCAAGCUCGGUCUUGGAAUGAAUCUGAACCUACAACCUUCUGACUUUGAGGCAGGAGCUUUAGUCAGAGGGUCAAAGAGAGAUACAGGAUGGAAACAGCUCUAUGGCCCACCAAGUAUGCACCGACCAUCGAUCAUUUUUUAUUCUCCCAACAUUCUCAUCAGCUCCCCCCAGAUUCUACCACUCACCUACAUACUAGGGGCAAUUUACAGCAGCCAAUUAACCCACCAAACUGCAUGUCCUUGGGAUGUGGGAGGCACCCAGAGGAAACUCAUGCGGUCACAGGGAGAAUCUGCUGGUAACUGAAUGUAUGAAAGAGGAGUUGCUAACAAUUUGCUGUGCCCUGCCUGAAAAGAUGGCCAACAGAUUCAGUAAUGACUUUCAAAAAGGGAUUAGUCGGAUACUUGAAGCAAACAAAAUGCAUGGCCAGGAGGACGUGCAGGGGAAUGGGUCUAACUGGGAGCGCCAUUACUAAGAGCAGGCAUAAACAUAAUGAACUGAAGAGCUGCCUCCUGUAAUCCUAUCAUAUGGACUCGUGACUGGUCACAGAAUGGAGUCUAGUCAUCCCUGUCCAUCCACUUUACUGGUCUUGAGCAAGUAGCUGCUCCCAGAUAGGUAUGAACUAACCCCAUUGAACCGCAGUUGACACCCCCCCCCCCCCCCCAAACCCAGAGUAUUCGUCUUCCAGCCCUUGCUAUUUUCCCACCAGCAUAGAGCUGAUAGGUCAGAUAAUGUUAAGAGAUAGAUUCCAUCCAAGAUCUAAAAACCUAUUUUAUUGACCGAGGGAGUAAUAGAGAGAGAGCAGUAUACUCUGUUUGCUGGUUACAACUUGUUUAAAGUAAUUUUUAGUUUGAAACCAGUAUCAACAGUACACUAAUUUUUUAUUCCCUUGCCUACUAUUACUGCCUUUUGAACUACAGCCCAUUAAUGUCAUUCUUCAGUCAGGGACAACAAGGCACAACUGUGAGCCCUCCAGUCAAUCAGUAAUUUAGUCACAGUAUCUAUUCCACAGGGAUACGGGGGCCCCACAGUGCAUGACUAUUAGAAAAAUAUAACCUUAACAUUUCAUCUGUCAGCCCUUUCAGUGCAACACACCUUUAAAGUUGUGCUGAGUGCUGGGAAGGGCAGCAAAGACAUGGGUUCCCUGACAAGAACAUUGAGGUGUCAUGCAUGUUUGUAUAUGUGUCUAACAUGUCACUGUUUAAAGAGUCACUCUAAGGGCCACUUAAAUUCCUGUACACAGCCCUGACAAGGUGGCACCUUGUACUACAUGCUGUGGAGUGAGACCUUCUCUUUGGUCAGAUUAAAUCAAGGCUGAUAGUUGAGAUAUGUUGUGAGGUCUCCAACUAUGUGUAAAAAGAAUGCAAUAAAAGCUCUUCCUACUGUCCCUUAAUUUGGAAUCAGCAGCAUAUGGGAGCCCCAGAUCCCGGCAGCAGAGAUGUCACCAAGCGAGCUGAACAGAGGAUUUUCUUGCUGACUGUAAAUCCAGAAGCAAAAUACAUCCAAUAAUUGACAUUUUAAACAUUAUGCACAGUGUAUAAAGAUUGGAAAGUAUUUAAAGCAGAAACUAAAAUAUUAUAAUAAACAUUUUUAAAGAUUAGAAAACUAUAUAAUUAAAACAGAGACUAAAAUACCACAAAUCAACUUUUUAAAAAAAAUUAAAAACUUAAAGCAGAAACUAAAAUACCACAAAUAAACUUUUUUAUAGAUUAACAAACUUUUAAAACUGUGGUAUUGCCACAGAGGAGGUUGCUGGAUGACUUGAGGAGCACAGAAUAUAGAACAGUACAGCUCUUUGGUCCACCAUGUCUGUGCCGACCAAGAUGCCAGUUUGAGCUAUACAUCCUCCUGCACGUGGUCUAUAUCUUUCUAUUCCCUGCCUAUUCAUGCGGCUGUCUAAAUGCCUCUUAAACGUUGCUAUCGUAUCUGCUUCCACCACUUCCCCUGGCAGCACGUUCCAGGCACCUACCACUCUCUAUAUAUAAAAAAAACUUGCUCGUAACUCUUGUGUAAAAACAAAACGCAAGUUUUCAGUAUGUUUUACAGCAGCAAUAGAUUGUGAGUAAGAGCAAUUCAUCUGAUUCCUUUUGAUUUGGUUAGAAAAGGCUCAACAGUUCAGCCUGUGAGUCACUGGCAGCAUCCUAGGCGUUUCUGAGUCAAACUUGGAUGCCUGAAAUCUUAGAGGUUGUGUCGCUUCCACGGAGAAAUAUGCUGCAUGUGAGUGGCUUUGUUGGAGUCUCAGUGAGUCCUUAUUAUGGCUGACAGUAAUUGAAACAUGUACAUGGAGCCAGUAUAACUAAUUGCCCCUGUUUUCCUUCUCGUGGGUGGGACCACAUCAUCCUGCCCAAGUUGGCAGCAUUGCCUGGAGCAAGAUGAGGGAAGAAAUCUGUUGCUUUGCUGGUCUCCCCCUUUUAACUCCUGCUCCCAUUCUCAAAGCUCAGCCCGAGGGACGCUGCUGUUUUCCAAGGGUCAUUUAGGUUAAGUGUACUUGUGGGGCUGUAUGACACCGAGGUGGCUGGAUUUUGAUGUCCUAAAGAAGGAAUUCUGGAACUUCCUCCUCCAAAGGUAUUGGCCGUGGCUCACUGGGUGGCACUCUUACCUCCAUGCCAGAAGGUUGUGAGUUCAAUGCCAGAGACUUGAGCACAAAAAUGUAGGGUAAUAAUUCAGAUGGAGUGCUGAACUGUCAGAGGUGCUGUCUUCCAUAUGAAACUUUAAACUAAGGCCUUCUCUGUGAUCUCAGCUGGAUGUGAAUAAUGCAGAGGUGCUAUUUUUGAAGAGGAGCUUGGGAGUCACCCGUGGUGUCCACAAAAAAAAAUACUGAAAAUAAUCAGCAGGUCAGGGAGCAUGUAUGGAAGGAACAGCGAUACAUAAGAAAAUAGGAGCAGGAGUAGGUUACCACAUCCCUCGAGCCUGCUCCACCAUUGAUCAAUAUGAUCAAGGCUGAUCUGUGCUGGAGAGGAACAGAGCUAACAUUUUGCAUUGAUGAACUUUGUUUCUGUCCACAGAUGCUGCCUGACCUGCUGAGUGUUUCCAGUAUUUUCUGUUUUUUAUUUCAGGUUUACAACUUAUGCAUUUUUUGUUUGCUUUUUGAGUUAUCACUGGUGUCCUGGCCAGUAUUUACCACACAACCCACGUCACUAACGCAGACGAUCAGGCAUUAGUAAAUUGCCCCUCCAAGUUUGUUGUGAUCUGAUCGCUUUUGCUUUGAGUUUGAGGACCCUGGUCACUCAUGACAUCUGAUUUAUUGAACUUUUUAUUGGCAACACUGCAUCAACCACUGAGCUGGGAGGAACAUGGGGCACAUAAUUAUUAGCAGAAUCAAUUUAUUCUGAAGGCAGAAUUAAAUUAAGGAGCAGAGUAAACAGAAACUACAACUUCUCCCAGUAAAAGCAAGGUGAUGCCUCCAGAAAAUGCAGUGAGUCAAUGGUUAUAUUAUGGACACUUAAAUCAGUCUCGGUCAUUGUUAGCAGUGUUGGCCCCAGUGGUGCGUGAUAGGGGAGUUACCCAAUCAUCUUUCUUCUAGAUGGCUGCAGUACUCAAAUGUGCAACCUUUAUUGGCUCCUCUUAUGACAAGAAUCCAUCUGGGGUGCAGCAAGGCACCACCAGGGGGCAGGCUCGGCCACACUUGUAAAUGUAACUGCUGUAAUGUAGAUGCAGCAACGUGUAGGGAGUGUGUGCAACAGAUUUUAACUCUAAUUGCAGACUUUUCAUGGCCUUGAUUACACAUGUACACGACUCAAUGACACAGGCAUAGCUUUUUUUAUUGGGAAAGCUGAUGUAGUAAAUAGAACUGGAUAAUGCAUGGAUGGCUGGGGGUUAAUUUGCUUUUAGUGAACUUGUUGGUGUCAUGAGUUGUGUGCAGCUACAUUGUUCUGUACUGUUUUCUCUGAAAUAAAUGUGCUGGUACAGAGACUCCUCAAGUUUACAUAGGGAAUUAAAAUAAAAACAAAAAAAAAACCAAA